CUGAUUUGUGGCCAAUGUUGGAGAUGUAAAAAAAAGGGAGAGAGGAGAAGAGGAGGGGGAGGGCAAACACUAAAGGGGGUAGCUAUGGAGAUCGAGCGUUUUCCUGGCUGCUUUCUUUGACAGGUGUUGAGUGGGGUAAAAGUCUUAAAACAGAGUCCAGCAUGUACGCCAAAGGUAAAGGAGCUGUCGUCCCUUCCGAUAGCCAAGCGCGAGAAAAGUUAGCUUUAUAUGUGUAUGAGUACUUGCUACACGUUGGCGCACAGAAAUCGGCACAGACCUUCCUGUCAGAGAUCCGAUGGGAGAAGAAUAUCACAUUAGGAGAGCCUCCUGGAUUCCUGCACUCAUGGUGGUGUGUAUUCUGGGAUCUGUACUGCGCAGCUCCAGAUCGACGGGAGACAUGUGAACAUUCCAGUGAGGCCAAAGCUUUCCACGACUAUAGUGCAGCAGCAGCCCCCAGUCCUGUGAUGGGCAACAUGCCGCCCAACGACGGCAUGCCAGGUGGACCCAUGCCUCCCAGCUUCUUUCAAGGCCCACCUGGAUCACAACCGUCUCCACAUGCACAGCCCCCACCACACAACCCUAACAACCCCAUGAUGGGUCCACAUGGCCAGCCUUUCAUGUCUCCACGGUACCCAGGUGGACCCCGCCCAUCACUCCGCAUGCCAAAUCAGCCUCCGGUUGGAGUCCCAGGGUCACAGCCACUCCUGCCAAACAGUUUGGACCCCACCAGACCGCAAGGACAUCCGAACAUGGGUGGCCCAAUGAGGAUGAACCCGCCUAGGGGAAUGGGCGGCAUGGGCCCACAGAACUAUGGUGGUGGAAUGAGACCUCCUCCAAACUCUCUUGGUGGUCCCGGUAUGCCUGGCAUGAACAUGGGUCCGGGAGGUCGAGGGCCUUGGCCUAACCCUAACGCAAACUCGAUAGCAUACUCGUCUUCAUCACCAGGAAAUUACGUGGGGCCGCCAGGAGGUGGUGGACCUCCGGGAACUCCCAUCAUGCCAAGCCCAGGAGACUCAACGAAUUCCAGUGAAAACAUCUACACAAUGAUGAACCCAAUUGGCCCUGGUGGCAACAGACCGAAUUUCCCUAUGGGUCCCGGGCCUGAUGGUCCAAUGGGUGGAAUGGGAUCGAUGGAGCCACACCAUAUGAACGGGUCUUUAGGCUCGGGUGAUAUGGAUGGGUUGCCAAAGAAUUCUCCGAACAACAUGGCAGGUAUGAACAACCCCCCAGGAACCCCACGGGAUGACGGGGAGAUGACGGGCAACUUUUUAAACCCAUUCCAAAGUGAAAGUUAUUCACCCAACAUGACGAUGAGUGUGUGAUUUUUCUUUUUUAUUUUGUUUUUUAUUUUAUUUUUUUAUUUUUUAAACCCCUCCUUCCCGUCCCCUCUGCUGCGUCCGGCAUUUUUUAUUUUGCUCGAUCAUUACUACCCUUUCCUCCCCAACCAUCACCCUUCGACACUCUGGGCUGGUGCGGUGGCGCCCCCUAGCCGGUCGGCAUGGCCGCGGACCGAAGGACUCACGGUAGAACCACCCAGUACAAAGCUGGCACGAUGACGUCGACUGGAAGAAAGCACGGGAAUAGCUUUCUCGCGGACUCUACCUGCUUCGUCACCGGUUCGGGACAAUAAAGGUCCCUGAUGAAACCACCGCACGUGUGUGUUUGUAUGUGUGUGUGUGACUGUGCCAGGAAGACGUUAAAACGCUGCUCAUCAGCAUUGAGACUGGUUGCUUUACUUCGAUCCUGUUUUAUUGUUAAUUUUUUUUUGUCAUUUUUUUCGGCAAUCGAACACUGAGGCGAGAGAGAGAACACUCUCGCAGUUUGAUUGCUGUGUACAUUUUGAAACGCUGAACUGGUGAUACGCUAAAGGGCAGGAAUGGUCUCAUUACAAUAUAUUUGUAUAUUAUUGAUAAUAUUAUUGUUAUAAUUUUCAUAAGUGAUAUUGCUACGAUGUACUCAUAAUUUUAUCCUGUAAAGGGCACACUUGUAUCUCAACAACAUCAAUGACAAAUAAGCACACAUUCAAAAAUGCACAAUGACACUUCUGUUUACAUGAUUUUAGGUAUUUUGUCUAUUUGUUUUGUUUUAGUUGUUUUGUCAAAUGUCUCUUUUGCAUAUACCUCUUUGUUUGUUUUUAGAAAUGAUGUCAUCAUCACUACAAAAAGAAGAAAAAAAAAUAACGUACCAAGAUGUUCAACCUCAGUUAUCUGUCAACAAAGUGGCUUGUCAUUGAUUACAAUCACUGGUUUAAUACACCUGUAUGGCACUGUAUUUAAAAAUUGGAUUGUGUUUCAAAUUUGUUCAUGCGUAUUAAUGCAUCAUCCUUAUUUGGGCCUAAAGGGCUGCAUUGCAUUCACUGCUAUUGCAUAUUUCAUCAUCCUUGCCUUGAUCACAAAAGGAUCUAAACGAAUACAUUUUACCAUCCGUUCUAGAUCAUUUGCUGCCUAUAGUCUGUUGUGAUAUCUCCACUAUGUGUUUGCCACAUUGUUUUGCAAAUCUUUUACGAUAUUACCCAUGUGUUUGUAAUAGUAGUUGAAAUAUGCAGACUGCUCUUACAAGCACAAGUUUUCUUGUGCUCUAUAGUCCCAUGUCUGUAAAUAUAACCGUUUGGUCAUGGACCUUAUUGGUAUUUUCAAUACACUACUUGUCUGUGAA
Molecule: messenger RNA, 2655 nt
Organism: Paramisgurnus dabryanus
Lineage: Eukaryota; Metazoa; Chordata; Actinopteri; Cypriniformes; Cobitidae
Gene: ssbp4
Product: single stranded DNA binding protein 4
Biological process (GO): positive regulation of transcription by RNA polymerase II
Cellular component (GO): nucleus
Molecular function (GO): protein binding; single-stranded DNA binding
Source: RefSeq, a predicted model, not a curated record